Messenger RNA from Balaenoptera ricei (Rice's whale), 1377 nucleotides. Its product is annotated as glutamine synthetase-like. The record is from RefSeq and is a predicted model, not a curated record. Gene Ontology annotation, cellular component: cytoplasm. Gene Ontology annotation, molecular function: glutamine synthetase activity. NCBI's taxonomy places the organism in Eukaryota, Metazoa, Chordata, Mammalia, Artiodactyla, Balaenopteridae. The transcript has a single exon.
UGGCCUGCCCACCCUGCCGCCUGCUCGCUGCCCAGAACACCUUCCACCAUGGCCACCUCAGCGAGCUCCCACUUGAACAAAGGCAUCAAGCAGGUGUACAUGUCCCUGCCUCAGGGUGAGAAAGUCCAAGCUAUGUAUAUCUGGAUUGACGGUACUUGAGAAGGACUGAGCUGCAGGACCUGGACCCUGGACUGUGAGCCCAAGUGUAUAGAAGAGUUGCCGGAGUGGAAUUUUGAUGGCUCUAGUACUUUUCAAUCCGAAGGCUCCAACAGUGACAUGUAUCUUGUCCCUGCUGCCAUGUUUUGGGACCCUUUCCGCAAGGACCCCAACAAGCUGGUGUUCUGUGAAGUCUUCAAGUACAACCAAAAGCCUGCAGAGACCAAUUUAAGGCACACCUGUAAACGGAUAAUGGACAUGGUGAGCAACCAGCGCCCCUGGUUUGGAAUGGAGCAGGAAUAUACUCUCAUGGGCACAGAUGGGCAUCCCUUUGGUUGGCCUUCCAAUGGCUUCCCUGGGCCCCAAGGUCCCUACUACUGUGGUGUGGGAGCAGACAAAGCCUAUGGCAGGGGUAUCGUGGAGGCUCACCACCGGGCCUGCUUGUAUGCCGGCAUCAAGAUUGGGGGCACGAAUGCCGAGGUCAUGCCUGCCCAGUGGGAAUUCCAGAUAGGGCCCUGUGAAGGAAUCGACAUGGGAGAUCAUCUCUGGGUGGCCUGCUUCAUCUUGCAUCGUGUGUGUGAAGACUUCAGAGUGAUUGCCACCUUUGAUCCUAAGCCCAUUCCUGGGAACUGGAAUGGUGCCGGCUGCCACACCAACUUCAGCACCAAGGCCAUGCGAGAGGAGAAUGGUCUGAAGUACAUCGAGGAGGCCAUCGAGAAACUAAGCAAGCGACACCAGUACCACAUCCGAGCCUACGAUCCCAAGGGGGGCCUGGACAACGCCCGGCACCUAACUGGAUUCCACGAAACCUCCAACAUCAACGGCUUCUCUGCCGGUGUGGCCAACCAUGGUGCUAGCAUCCGCAUUCCCCGGACUGUCGGCCAGGAGAAGAAGGGUUACUUUGAAGACCGUCGCCCCUCUGCCAACUGUGACCCCUUUGCGGUGACAGAAGCCCUCAUCCGCAUGUGUCUUCUCAACGAAACUGGCGACGAGCCCUUCCAGUACAAAAACUAAGUGGACUAGACUUGCAGCCAUCAAAACCCCUCCUAAUCCUACAUCCUGCUCCCAUUCUCGCCCCUCUCACCUGUCAUAAUAGCUGUUAACUCAAAGGGCGGGAUAUCAAGGUCUUUUUUUAUUCCUCACUCUUGCUUUCUUUGGCCAGGAUAGAGGGGUCAAGUUCUUAAUCUCUUCACACCCACCUACGCCGCCCCCCCAUUUUUU